Molecule: messenger RNA, 4632 nt
Organism: Cyprinodon variegatus (sheepshead minnow)
Lineage: Eukaryota; Metazoa; Chordata; Actinopteri; Cyprinodontiformes; Cyprinodontidae
Product: cGMP-inhibited 3',5'-cyclic phosphodiesterase A-like
Exons: 13
Coding region: 312-3350 (1012 amino acids)
Biological process (GO): oocyte maturation; positive regulation of oocyte development
Cellular component (GO): cytosol
Molecular function (GO): 3',5'-cyclic-AMP phosphodiesterase activity
Source: RefSeq, a predicted model, not a curated record
GUCUCCACGCAGAGACUGAUAGGAGACGUGAAAGACGCGCCACGGAGGGCCGAGCGGGACGUGUGCACAGAGGAGCGAUGCCCUAGAUCUGGGAAGCUUCUGUCACUCAGGCUCCCCUCUGCAUCCUGCACCUGGAAAACAAAGAGACGCUGCUUAGACCCAUGCGUAAAGGAAAGACGGAUGUUCGCUUGCUUCUUACUUUUUCCAACAUUUGCACCAAAAUGAUGCCUGUUUUUCACUCUGCCCUGGCCCCCUGACCACACCUGUGUAGAUGCUUUAUAGACUUCCUCAUACUUCACCUCGGGCCAUGAAUGAUGGCGAUGUCUGCAGAGGUUUGCAGUUCCACCGAUGCGCAGAGCAAAAGUCGUCAGAAAGGCUUGGGCGCACCGGAUCUGAAUGGGUAUGUAAAAGCACGCGUCAUCCCGCGCUGCAGAGAGCAGGACUGUGAAACGUGGCUCAGGCUGAUGUUUCACAAACUCUGGAGUUCCCAGAGGUUCCGGAGCGCAGUGUGCGUGGGGUCGCUCUCCGUUUUCCUCGCCGCUUUGGUCAAAUGCGCAGACUGGACAGCUGAGACCAGCAGCAGUGCUGACACACUCCUGCACACAUCGUCCCCCCUCCACUUUGUUUCUGCCUGCGCAGCCGAGCUGUUGCAAAGUUGCCUGAGUGCGCUAUCGUUGCUGUUCGCGCUCCUAUGUGCCUUCUUUUGGGUCGGGGUGUACCUGAUCCACUGCGGGGUGCUGAUCGAGACCCUCAUCUCCCUCCUGACCUUGUGCCACCUGGGCGAAGUCGCGGCGUGGUCUCUUCUGGACGGGACAGAUGAGCAGCUGUCCGCUGCAGCGGCCGGGGUUGUGCUCCUUUGCUCGGCCGCUGGUGUACUCAUGGUAGCUCGGCUGAACCAGGGCACAUCUGUGAUCGUUUUCAUCAGCAUAGCCAGGACGAUCUCGCUCCUCUCGCUGCAUAAAGUGCGGGCCGCCUGGAGACCGUACGUGGCGUACCUGGUCGGAGUGCUGGGCAUCCUGCUGGCGAGGUAUGCUGACAGGCUCCUUCCCAAACAAGGGACACAAAAGGAGGGCUGCACCCCCGUGACUGGAGCCAGGGAAGAGAUUCCUGUAUUUAAAAGGCGCAGGAGGUCCAGUUCUGUUAUAUCCUCAGACAUGGCGCACAGUCAGUCCAGUAGUAAGUCACACCGGCGGACCUCUCUGCCAUGCAUCCAAAGGGACCAGUCCUCCGGCACGACAGUGAUGGUGGAUAUUGCUGUGAUGGGAGAAGCCCACGGACUGAUCACAGACCUGCUGGCCGACCCCUCUUUGCCAUCCCACACCUGCACGUCGCUGCGGGCCGUCAGCAGCCUCCUGACCACCCAGCUCACCUUCCAGCCACUUCAUCGACCCCGUCCCACCCCCCUGCUCAACCCCAGCGAUGCCUACACCUGCUCGGACUCAGAGGAGGGACCUGAGAAGGGAGAGAAGACAUCCAUACACAAGCGUCUGAGGCGGAGUCUCCACCCUGGCCUUCUUAGGAGGAUUUCCUCCACAUGGACAACCACCACCUCUGCCACAGGAAUGCCCACCAUUGAACCUGGACCUGUUCGAAGGGACCGCAGCGCCAGCAUUAAACCAUACCAUGAAACACUCAUUUGCAGUUGUGGGAGGCCAUACAUUAAACUGACCCAUGGAGAGGGCUCUAUAGAUAAAGGAGACAGGAUACCACGAUCAGAGGACCAAGUGGUUGUGUCAUCAGACUAUGACAGCACCCAUGAAGCCAACCACAGUGACAGCAGUGAUGUAGCACACACUGAGGAGGAUGCAGAGGAUGGGAAAAACUCCUCUCAAAAUGUUAUCCUCCAUGCACUAAUACCUCCAGAGAACAAAACUAUUCUGGCACCAGAACCGUUAGUAAUGGAAGACUUGGAGCCUUUGAUGAGUCAGUUAAACAAUUGGAACUUUCCUAUUUUCACCCUAAUGGAGAAGACAAAUGGAAAAAAUGGAAGGAUCCUCAGUCAGGUAUCUUAUAGGCUCUUUGAGGACACUGGCCUGUUUGAGACCUUUAAAAUCCCUGUUAAAGAAUUCAUGAACUACUUUCAUGCUCUGGAGAGCGGCUACAGAGACAUACCCUAUCACAACAGGAUCCAUGCCACAGAUGUGCUUCAUGCAGUCUGGUAUCUCACUACGCAGCCUGUACCUGGUUUACCCAGCCUAAUUAAUGAUCACGGCUCUGCCAGUGACUCAGAUUCUGACAGUGGAAUAACGCACAGUCAUAUGGGCUUCCUAGUCUCAAAGACGUACACUGUGUCCGAAGAUGGCUAUGGCUGUUUGUCAGGCCUCAUACCCGCUCUGGAGCUGAUGGCGCUUUACGUGGCUGCUGCAAUGCAUGACUAUGAUCAUCCUGGGAGAACAAAUGCUUUCCUUGUGGCCACCAGCGCCCCUCAGGCAGUGCUCUACAAUGAUCGCUCGGUUCUGGAAAACCACCACGCCGCUUCUGCCUGGAACCUCUUCAUGUCACACCCAGAGUAUAACUUCCUCGUUAACCUGGACCAUGUGGAGUUCAAACGCUUCAGGUUUCUGGUCAUCGAGGCCAUACUGGCCACAGACCUCAAGAAGCACUUUGACUUCCUUGCUGAGUUCAAUGCCAAGGUAGGCGAUGAUCCUUCAACAGGCAUUGACUGGUCUAAUGAGAACGACAGGUUGCUGGUCUGCCAGAUGUGCAUUAAACUGGCAGACAUCAACGGGCCUCUGAAGUGCAAGGAUCUACAUCUACAGUGGACUGAGGGCAUCGUCAAUGAGUUCUAUGAACAGGGUGAUGAAGAGUCUAGCCUGGGGCUUCCUGUGAGCCCUUUCAUGGAUCGAGCUGCCCCACAGCUGGCCAAACUUCAGGAAUCAUUCAUCACACACAUUGUUGGACCACUUUGUAACUCCUACGACUCGGCUUGCCUCAUACCUGGACGAUGGGUGGAGCCUGAUCCCGAGGAGGAGGAGCAAGAGAUUACAGAAAGCGAGGAUGCAGAUGACGAUGGAUCUACAUGCUCUGAUGGAUCACAGAAAGACGUUUCCAAGAAAAGGAGGAAAGUUUUCUGCCAGAUCACACAGCACCUCCUGGAAAAUCACAAGAUGUGGAAAAAAGUAAUGGAAGAUGAAUCCCAAAAUGAGGACCCAGAGGCGGAGCCAGUCCAUUUAAACAAAGUAGCAGAAACAAUUCUGGCUAUUGAUGAAGAAGAAGAGGAAUUGGGCAGCAGGGAAGAGCAGGUGGAAGAAGGGCAUCGUGAGGAAGAAUCAAAGGAAGCAGAGUGGCUUAUUUCAGUAAAAGAAGGCUCUAAGAAUGUAGAGGAGCAAGGGGACAGUGAACCACAAUAAAAACCAUCUAAGCUCCGCCCCAAUCAGUUAGCGAUGCAGCAUCAGUCAGGAUAAGGAUGUAAAGAAAUAUCCCUUUUGACCUUAUCCUACUGACUCCUGUUUCUGCCAGCACAGUACUUAGACACAACACUGUAGAUGUUUGGGAAACACGUGCCUACACACACAGAAAAAAAAAAAAAAUACAGGUUGGGAAAAUUUGUGCUUUACAUGUUUAAUCUGAAUAUGUGGUUUUACCAAACAAUUUAUAUGUUUUCUUUCCAUAUUGCAAUAAUGGAUAUUCAUUGACUUUUGGGAAACAGACUAUUUUGCUACUGUCAGGAGUUGAAGAAAAAAAAAAACAGCUGCAUAUGUUUUAACUCAGUGUGGUAUAACAGAACUGCAGAAAUUUGCUGCCAAUUUAUACAGAAUUAUUUCCCGAAUGUGAUUAUAUAAAAAAAUCACAAUUCAGAUGCUUGUGUUUUGGUUUUAGCUCAAGGUUUUCUGUUUGAACCAAGCUACACUAAGUUUUUUUUUUUUUUUUUUUUGUCUGCACUUGGAUUAUAAAGGGAGUAAUUCACAUGAGGAAUAAUCCUUUUAACUCAUGACAGAAAUAAUCCCUCACAUGUGGGCUUAUUUAAAAAAAAAAUCUAAUAUUUAUGCAUAUUUUGUUGACGUUUAUUGCCAAAUGAAGUACUUAAUACCAUCAUAUUGAGAUGUGUUUGGGAAAUAUACAGCUGUGUGCACAAUGUGUUUUUAUUUCAGUGUACACAUUAAUUCUCCAGAAGGCAGAAUUGAUUUUUUUUUAUUACAGUAAAACUGAUGUCAAAAUCAUAAGUUUCUUAGAGCAUUCCCUUGCAAAAGUAUUCAUACACCUUCAUCUGUAUUAUACUUCUCAUGUUCAGACCAAAGUUAAAUCUUAAUUGAGCCUACAUCACCCUGUACAUCUGCAUGAAUACACUAUCCACAAGGUGAUAAAUGCUAAUAGCAGCUUCAUGCUUUUUGGAUUUGUUUUAUUUAUUAGAAGCAGGGAUGAUGCUUGAUUGUAUAUGAAGAUGAUUCAAUUCGAUUCAAAUAUACCGUAUUAAUCCCCAAAAGGACCGAGCCGCCUGCAGCUUUUCCUCCAUUGCCUCUUGGAGCUCCAGAGUGAGCCGCAUCACCUCAGCCUUCAGGUCGCUUCUACCCAUGAUUAUAGAAAGUAUUUUUCUUGAGACUAAGAAAAACUUAGACUGGUUUGUGAUGCUUUAGAUCAAAGCAUCGGUGGAACAUGUAUGUGCUCCAUAAAAAGUCAAGACCAAAGGAGAAU